CAUUAUAUAGCUGACAAUAACAUGGAAAAAAAGUAUCUGCUUAACCUCCUCUCAGCCAAGCACUUGGAAUGUAGACGUUAAUGAUUAUGUAGUGCUGCACAGUUGUGUUCAGCUUGCUGCUGUGCAGCAUCGAGCUUUUUGGACUGUUUACUGUUUAGUCGUAUCGGCGUGCUGGUUCCCGUGACUCAUAUCCCCAUUUUAUCCGCGCUCUCGCUGCACUAGCGCUCAGACACAACACAAUGUCUGAAGGAGACGGACCUGAAUCGGGUAGCGGGGUAGAGCCCGAUCCAGAGCCGGUUCCUGCUCAGGUCCCUAUACCUUCAACCGACAGUCAAAAACAGAUUAUUGGAGCACUUGUCAAGACACCUCUCCGUAAGGGAGACGAAUGGUUCUUGAUUGACAGCAGGUGGUUUAAGCAGUGGAAAAAGUAUGUGGGAUUUGACAGCUGGGAUAUGUACAAUGUUGGAGAACAGAGCCUCUAUCCAGGGCCUAUAGACAACUCAGGACUUUUCUCAGACCAGGAGUCUCAGUCCUUGAAAGAGCACCUUAUAGAUGAGCUGGACUAUGUUCUGAUGCCCACUGAGGCCUGGAACAAGCUGGUCUCCUGGUAUGGAUGUCUGCAGGGACAACGCCCCAUUGUCAGGAAGGUGGUGGAGCAUGGCAUGUUUGUGAAGCACUGUAAAGUGGAGGUCUACCUGCUGGAGCUCAAUCUAAGCGAGCACAACAACAUGGACAACGUGGUGAUGCGACACUUUAGCAAAGCCGACACCAUAGACGCAAUUGAGAAGGAGAUGAGGUCGUUAUUUAAUAUCCCUGCGGAGAGGGAGACCCGCCUGUGGAACAAAUACAUGAGCAACACGUAUGAGCAACUGAGCAAGCCGGACAGUACGGUGCAGGACGCUGGUCUCUUCCAGGGCCAGAUGCUGGUGAUCGAACAGAAGAAUGAUGACGGCACAUGGCCGAGACAAGCUCCCCAUUCACAGUCCAGUAUCGUGUCGACUAGGAAUUUCACUACCUCUCCAAAGCUCUCCUCCAACUCCUCAGCCACCAUCUCUUCAACAGUGACCAAUGGCGACAGCAGCAGCAACUCCAUCUACUCCCUGAACAACAGCACCUCCUCUGACAACAGGUUGGGCGGCUACAACUCCUACAGCUCGUCCUACUGUUACAGAGAGUCCCAGUCCCAACCAGGUCUGUGUGGCCUUAGCAACCUGGGUAACACGUGCUUCAUGAACUCCGCCCUCCAGUGCCUGAGCCACGCCUCCCCGCUCACAAAGUACUUCCUGGACGACCAGUACGAGGCGGAGAUAAACCGGGAGAAUCCGUUGGGGAUGAGGGGGGAGAUCGCCGAGGCGUACGCAGACCUGGUCAAGCAGAUGUGGCUGAGCCGCAGCAGCUACGUGGCUCCACGCACCUUCAAGACCCAGGUGGGCCGCUUCGCCCCCCAGUUCUCGGGGUACCAGCAGCAGGACUCCCAGGAGCUGCUGGCCUUCCUGCUGGACGGGCUCCACGAGGACCUAAACCGCGUCAAGAAAAAGCCUUACCUGGCUCUGAGGGACGACGAGGGUCGGCCGGACGAGAUCGUAGCCAAGGAAGCCUGGACUAACCAUCGCUUGCGCAAUGACUCCAUCAUAGUAGACAUCUUCCACGGCCUCUUCAAAUCCACUCUGGUCUGCCCAGAGUGUUCCAAGAUCUCUGUGACCUUUGACCCUUUCUGCUACCUCACACUGCCCCUGCCCAUGAAGAAGGAUCGCACAAUGGAGGUGUUCCUGGUCUGCGCGGACCCCCGAUCCAGACCUAUGCAGUACAGGGUGGUGGUCCCCAAGCUGGGCUCGGUAGCAGACCUCUGCAGCGCCUUGUCCAAACACUCCGGAAUCCCAGCCGAGAACAUGGUCGUGGCGGACGUUUACAACCACCGAUUCCAUAAAAUCUACCGGAAGGACGAUGGCCUCAACAACAUAAUGGAGAAAGACGACAUCUUUGUGUACGAGGUUGGUGAGGAGGAUGGGGAAACGGUCAACCUGCCUGUGUACUUCAGGGAGAGGCACAGCAAGCACGCGGGCGGCUCCACGGGUGCCCAGCUGUUCGGCCAGCCGCUGCUCAUCACCGUCCCCAAGCAGAACCUCGCCGUUGACCUGCUGUACGAGAAGGUGCUGGAGAGGAUUGGGCGCUAUGUGAAGCGGCCACAGGGAUCUGCUACCUGUGAGGGAAAGACCUCAGCCACUGCCUCCAGCAGCAUGGGCAGCCACAGCCAGGCUGCGGAGUCUACUGCAUUGGCCAAUCACAAUACAGAGCUGGGCGGCUGUGGUGGAAGUCUGUCCGAGGGGGCUUCCAGCAGUGGGCGAUGCACCAACAGCAAUGGCCAGCAGGGGCAGCAGAGCUGCAAUGGCCCCAAUGGGGCAUGUGGAGAUGAGGAAGAAGCCAUGGAUCACCAGGUCAGCCCGGAGCCAGAGUUUAGCCAAUCAGAUGACUCUGUUGGUGGGGAGGAGGAGGAUGACGAUGACGAUGAGGACGACGACCUGGAUAACAGCCCGUCUGGCAGCGUGGCGAAGCCUGGGAACGCUGAGCCCAAACUUUUCUCCUUCAGCAUGGUGAACUCAUACGGGACAGCCAACAUCGGACUGUUGCCCAGCGACAGCAACACCCUCAAAAUCAACACACAUUCCACUGUUGCAAUAAACUGGGACUCGGACAUGAGGAAACUGUACUAUGAUGAUCAGGAGGCAGAGGCCUAUGAGAAGCACGAGAGCAUGAUGCAGCAGCAGAAGAAAAAGACCACCGUAGCCCUGAGGGAAUGCAUCCAGCUCUUCACUACCAUGGAGAUCCUGGGAGAACAUGACCCCUGGUACUGCCCGAAUUGUAAGAAGCACCAGCAGGCCACAAAGAAGUUUGACCUGUGGUCUCUGCCCAGAAUUCUGGUGGUUCACCUCAAGCGUUUCUCCUACAACCGCUGCUGGAGGGACAAGCUGGACACCGUGGUGGACUUUCCUAUUAGAGAUUUGAACAUGUCAGAGUUUGUUUGUGACCCGAAGGCUACGCCCUACGUUUAUGACCUCAUCGCUGUGUCCAACCACUAUGGAGGAAUGGGUGGAGGCCACUACACUGCCUUUGCCAAGAACGAGGUGGACGAGAAGUGGUACUACUUCGACGACAGCAGCGUCUCAUCCGCUACAGAAGAUCAGAUUGUGACGAAAGCAGCCUACGUCCUGUUUUACCAGCGCAGAGAUGGGGAGGCUGCCACUGAGACCCCCCCCUCCGCCUCUGCUUCGAGCGGGGGCCCUCCGACGGGCGACGACCGCAUGGACACCAACUGAGAGGCCCAGAGUGGCGCAGGGACACACGCUAAAGAAAGCCCAAAAGCAAGUUCAUGCACAUACCCGCCUGCUAGGUCUCAAAUCUACAUGGUACUCCUCUGUGGCUUAGUAUUCUUACUUUUCAUCACAUGCAUAUUCUCCAAAAGCAGGAAAAAAACCCUCAGAUUAAUUUGAUUGGAGACCCAGAAGACUUCCCAUUUGGGCCCUGAAAACCACCGCUGACCCAGAUGGGGGCAGAGUGACAGACCCUUGAUUCCUGCACCGGACCACCACAAUUUUAGAAGUUGCCUAAAUGCACAGAUGAAUUUACAAGUCUGUUAUCAGCUAGGGGCACCAGAAAAUGAUCUUUAAAUAGCCAAAUGCACAAAUCCUCUCAACCAAAGCAUUGCAAGUUGUACAAGAUUGCAAAAGUGUGAAUUGUAUCAUUGGGUGGGGGUGGGGGUUUGCGUGUCAUACUGGAGCUGUGCACUCAUUUUUAAGCUAUAAACUAAUUGAUGUUGUUAUAGAACAGAGAGGACAAAUCUUUGCAGAGUCGUUUGUACCUUGGGUAUGUGUGUGCACUUGGCACAUAAACUUGCACACGCCUCACACUUUGCCCCCAGAAACUGAGGAUUUGGCGGGAUUGUGUAUCGAGGAGGUCUGGUCGUGACUGCUUUUCAUGUGAAAAACUGCGUGCGUCUCCUGCCCCUGACCCACCCCCAGCCUGACUAGCUGCAGCGUGAAGAGGAACAACCUGUUUUUCAUGGGCCGAUCGAUUCGCUUGCUUAACGUACGGUGCCUGUGUACUCCAGUCCUGUUAGCUCCGUCUUACCUUCUUCAGUCGGGGACAGUGCCACACAUCUGUUGCUCUGUCUGACUAACACAGAAGCACCAGCUGCCUUUGAGCAUGGGGACUUAAAAAAAAAAAAAAAAACAGGAUCUAGGAUUGAGUGAUUUAGGAUUUUUUUUUAAUGGUGAGCACUGAGAUUGCUUAAUUGGCUCAACCCCCGAUUGCUUUCACUUCCUUACAUACACAUGAUAUUUUAAAAGUGGUUCCAGGAAUGGAGAUUUAUGAUGCAAGUGUAAUAAAUAUGUGGUUUAAAGAAUGGUGAAGCCCAAUUAGUUCUUUGAAGGCUAAAAUGAAUUUCUGUCUUUUUGCGAUGAACUCGUAUGCUUUAGCCUGUCUUCUGCUGUUCUGUAUACCAAUCCAGGGUUCUUUUCUGGGGAUUUUUUAAAAUACAAUGCCUGCAAACACACUGGGAAGAUGGUGAACAUUUGGGUUGAAAACACUGCUGUUGAAAAGAAAAAAAGAAAAAAAGAUUGUCCGGAAGAGCUGGGACGGCACAGCGUGAACCAAACGGCAUGGGGAUGCAUGAGGAUGUACUUUGGUGUCUUCACUGAGCACGGGAGAGCUCUGUCACUCACAGCUGCGUGCUGCAUCCCCGACGAGGAAAUGGAUGAAAAAAACAACCACACAGCGCAAGCUGCUGCUUUUUUUCUUCCCCCCCCCCCCCCCCCCUAUAAAUCCUACAGCUGAAAAAAAUUGUCUUGAGGGUGAAAAAUGAAAAUUCAAUUCAUUGUGCUUUUAUUCCAUUGGAUUGUAGUUUUAUUUGUUCUAUUGCCUGCACUGUAAGAUCCAAUAGAGGUUAUAUCUGCCGUAAUGGAUGUACUAUAUAUGAGAAGACAUAAAGCAACACAAUAAAUUGAGUCAGAAACAAGUUUUUAUUGUUCAAAUAA
Messenger RNA from Anguilla rostrata (American eel), 5030 nucleotides. RefSeq names its product ubiquitin carboxyl-terminal hydrolase 4-like. Gene Ontology annotation, biological process: protein deubiquitination. Gene Ontology annotation, molecular function: cysteine-type deubiquitinase activity. The record is from RefSeq and is a predicted model, not a curated record. NCBI's taxonomy places the organism in Eukaryota, Metazoa, Chordata, Actinopteri, Anguilliformes, Anguillidae. Gene Ontology annotation, cellular component: nucleus. The coding region runs from base 240 to 3314 and encodes 1024 amino acids. The transcript is spliced from 22 exons.